AUGGCUUCGGCAUAUAGCUGCUAAGAUACUGACUGAGAUAUUAACUAUUCACCCCAAGCAGAAAAGGAACAUACAUUCUAUGCUUUUUAACUUGGGAUUCAUCUGAAAAAUGGCAAGAAUCAGCAUGAUUUUCUGUCUGUUGGGCGCUCUCAGUCCUUCACUGUUGUAUCACCAUUAUGUUUUUGUAAAACAAAAUAUGACGUGGCUUGAUGCUCAGAAUUAUUGUCAAACCAAAUAUACUGACCUGGUAACAAUCCAAAACCAGAGUGAGAUGGAUUACGUUAAUGAUAUUAUCAAAGGAGCAGAAAGUAAAGGAGUAUGGAUAGGUUUAUACCGCAACACCAGCACUCGCCUGUUUCUGUGGUCCAAUGGAGAUCAGUUUAUGUAUUCACAAUGGCGUAUCUCACAUCCUGGAAAUGAUAAGCACCUGUGCACUGCCAUGUUGGCAGAGUGGACUAACUACUUGUGUAACGAAACAUUUUUUUUUGUCUGCUUUCAAGACAGCAGCAACUCCUACUACAUGGUGAGUCAGGCAAAGAACUGGACAGAAGCCCGGGACCACUGCAGAGCACAACAGGCAGACCUUGUCAGCAUCAGGAAUGAAACUGAAUUCCAGACAGUGAAAAGUAUCAUAGCAGAUAAAACCACAUGGAUAGGACUGUACUGGGCUUCCUCCAGUGGCCAGUGGCAGUGGGCAGAUGGAUCAUUUUCAUCUUAUCAGAACUGGGAUUAUAUUCAACCAGAUGGGACUGAAAACACCUUGUUUUGUGUACAAGUAAAUGUAAAAGAUCCAGUUCUUUCAUUUGGAAAAUGGGAUGACAUUCCUUGUAGAUAUCAAUUUAAUGCUAUUUGCUAUCAAGAUGUGAAUUUUUACCUGAUAAAAAAGAAAAAGACAUUUCUGGAGGCUGUAUUCUACUGCAGCAUGUACCACACUGACAUUGUAAGUAUACAGCAUAAGGGUGAACAGCUGCAGAUUGCAAAUGUUGCCAGCGAUGCCAGUGGAGAUGGGGUCUGGAUUGGGUUACGCAAGCAUCAGGUUUCUGAGAAAUGGAUCUGGAUGAAUAAAGAUCCUGUUUGCUACACCAACUGGGAUAAUAGUAAUACAGAGAAACCAGAAUCAUAUCACUGUGCAGUGACGAGUAAAGAGAAAAACUUUACCUGGAGUAAGACUUGUUGUUCUUCAAGAUACAUGUUCAUCUGCUACUAGUAAAUAUCAGAAUAAAAGAGAGCAUUUAUAAUAACCUGAAAUUCUUUUGGCUUUAAAUGAUGGAAACUGUCUAUCCUUUAACGAUAAGCUUAAGAUAUGACUCUUAUUGAAGAGUAACUAGCUAACUGAAUAGAUAUUAUCAGUACUUUGGAAUCUAUGUAAGGUACUUAAGUUUGGAAAUAAGUAAUGCUGUGAAUUAAGAUAUCCUUGUCUGCUACCUUGUCUGUCUGUACUUGAGCUCCCUAUCAUACAUAUUGUCAUGUGAGAAACACAUCUGUGGGCCCCAAAGUGCCCUCGUGAAAAA
This is a messenger RNA of Protopterus annectens (West African lungfish), 1511 nucleotides long. Its product is annotated as C-type mannose receptor 2-like. The record is from RefSeq and is a predicted model, not a curated record. The transcript is spliced from 5 exons. NCBI's taxonomy places the organism in Eukaryota, Metazoa, Chordata, Ceratodontiformes, Protopteridae. The coding region runs from base 110 to 1207 and encodes 365 amino acids.